Molecule: messenger RNA, 5359 nt
Organism: Siniperca chuatsi (mandarin fish)
Lineage: Eukaryota; Metazoa; Chordata; Actinopteri; Centrarchiformes; Sinipercidae
Gene: lmcd1
Product: LIM and cysteine-rich domains 1
Exons: 7
Coding region: 740-1831 (363 amino acids)
Molecular function (GO): zinc ion binding
Source: RefSeq, a predicted model, not a curated record
GGACUGAACUAACAGUCUGGUCUGCUGUUCUGCAGCAGAAAGCAGGAGUCAUUAGCAACAGUACAGCUGCUGUUUUUAAGACCAUAAAUCUCCUUGAUUACUGCCAGUCUGCUGCUACAUGGUCUACAGCUGAAACACAGGAGGUGUCUGUAAUAUUUAGCAAAGCAGGGUGAAUUCACUGAUCAGCAGAGUCAGAGAGAGAAACAGAGGUGAAGGAGGGAGCUGCUGUUUCACUGUAAGGCAGAAAGUGUUGGAAGACUUCAGGGACGCAUUGGAGCAAAAUCAGGAGGUGAAGAAACCUGUUGAGUUCAUGUUGCAGAGGGUGGAGAAGGAGAGCUGGCAACAGGACGAAUCAGGCGGGAAGAGAGGAGGAAAAAAAUAGGACAGAAAUAAGAAGCAGGAGUCCACAGCUGAAGAGGAGAAAGGUGAUUUUAUAAAAAUAGAAAAAGGGAGAAAACUGAGUUUGAAGGUGAAGUGUGGAACCUAGUAGAAAAAAGAAAAAUACUUUGCAGUGAGCGUUAAAAGUAAAGAAAUGAGAAUGAGAUGAAAGUCUAGACGGUUAAAUUGCAGUGGGCUGUGGAGAGCACCAGGACCAGAGUGGCGCAGGAGCGACUGUGGGCGGGGAGAGAGGAAGUGUGGUCGACAGGAGAGGAAUUUAAAGUCCCAUUGUUCUGGAGGAGCAGAGGCAGAGAGAACUGAGGAGCCGAGGAGUCGAAACCACCGACAGACGCUGGACAACAUGGACGUGAGCUCAGCCAUGGAGAAGAUGUCUGUAAAGCAGAGUGCAGGAGGAGGACUUGCAGCGGUGUGUCUUGUAUGUGAGAGCUGCUCUGGAUUCCAGCCACAUUCUUGGAGGAAAGCCUGUAUCGCCUGCGGCUGCAGCACAGUCAACCACGCUCCUGGAAGUGAUGUCGAAGACGACCAGCGAAUGGGACGCCUGCUCACAGACUCAUCCUGCUCCCAUUUGACAGCGAAGGUUAAAGGAGGCGGCGGCCUUCGCAUGUACAAAAGGAACCGAAUGAUCGUGACCAAUCCGGUGGUGUCACGUAAAGACCCGACGUUCAACACGACGACAUACGACUGGGCGCCGGCCGGCCUCAACCAGACACUGGCCAUGCAGUACAUGGAGCUGAUCCCGGAGAGUCAACGUCCUGUCUCGGGGACAGAUGGAGCGUUGGAGCGACGCAGGCAGCUCUUCAAUCAGCUCCCCGUCCACGAUCAGGACCCCAUGAAGUGUCAGAGCCUGGCCAGUGAGGAGGAGAUUUCCUCCAUGCUGCUGUUUGUGAAGCACUACAAACAGGAGGUGCUGGGAGUCGGGGAGGUGGCCUUACCUGGUGAGGGCGGAGCUCUGAGGGAAGCAGCCAUUCAGAGGACAGCGAAGGAGGCCAAAGACCGCAGCAACAGCGACAAGAAGGAUCAGGACCACGGCUCGACCAAUCGCAGCACUGCCUCCGCUGCUGGUUCCACUAAUGGAACAGAAGACAGCACAAAGACUGAAUAUCGGUGUGCUGGUUGCAAAGGUGAGGUUGCCAAGGAGUUUCCAGCUGUUUAUGCUGAGCGUGCAGGUUACCAUAGCGCCCUGUGGCAUCCCACCUGCUUCGUAUGUUCAGAGUGUGGCCAGGAAUUGGUGGACCUGGUCUACUUCUGGUCCAAUCAGAAGCUGCUCUGCGGAAGACACUACUGUCAGACGGUCUGGCCGCGAUGCUCAGGCUGUGAUGAGUUGAUCUUCUGCCAGUCUUUCCACACGGCGAAAGAUGGACGGACGUGGCAUCAUCAUCAUUACUGCUGCUGGAAGUGCGGGCAAAACCUGGACACACCCUGUCACCACUGAGACACUCACACAAUACAGAGUUCAGUACAAUAUGGUGUUCAGUUUUAAGAUGUUUAAGCACUGCUCGAAAACAGAAUGAUAAGGAGCUUCAGAGGCAGUGAAGCAGUACCAAACGAAAAUGUCAGACAAGACAAAAAAAAUAUUAAUCUAAUAAAUCUAAUAUCGACUGUUGGUUAGCUUGUUUAUAUAGAACAAAAGAAAUAGGUAAAGAUAAAUAAUAAAGAAUAAGUAGAGCUUUAGUUGACAAUUAGUAUUCAAAAUACUGUAUUCUACAAAGAAAAAAGGCCCAGCUGAUACAUUGAUAUUUAAAAUACUUAAGACAUCUAGCUGACACUGAAGUACUCAAAGACUUGUUCAGUUGAGCCUACUGGUGUUUCAAGUACUUAACGAAAUGUUUAGUUGACACAAAAGUGUUUUAAGUACUUAAAGAAACAUUUGGUUGAUUUAUUAGCACUUAAAGUACUGACAGUGACUGGAGCCAGAUGUGCUGGUUUCAGCCUGCUGUGUUUCAGAUACAAACAGCAGCUUGUUGCUGGGAGGAGCAGACCUGACAGCUAAGACGAUCAAAUCAAAUGAGAAAUAAAUAUAUUAGUAAAUAUACAUUUAAGAAAAUAAAAUUUUAAGACAUUGACAAAUGCAUGUGACAAAACAAUCGCAACUCAAGGUUCACUUACUAGCUGGUCCCGGAGCUUUUAACCUUUUAACCAACACAGUCUCAUCAGCAGAUGGCGUAGGCUCAGUUGUCGUGGAACUAGAUGUUCAAAGUCUCCGUUUUUCUGAGCACUGUUAGGAUUUUCUGUCCCGUGAAUCAAAGUUCUUGACCUUGAAAAAAUCAGUUUGACAAAACAGUCUCAACUCAUGGUCUACUUACUAGCUUGGAGCUUUCGACCGUAUCACACCAUCUUCAUCAGCAGAAAAAGUUUGAACAUCUACUGUACGUCAUGAACAUCGACAGUCCCACGACAACUAAGCAAACUCCAUCUGCUGAGAUCAGGAAUGAAGCUCGAUAAUUAUAUUUUAUUUAUCUCUGUCUCCUCAGGAUUUAUUUUGUCCUGCAUGACGUAGCUAAGAGUUUUUCAGCUUUUAAUCCCAUGUUGAGCCACUUGAAUGCAAUACUGUAUAUCAUCAUUUCUGUGUGAUGUAUUUGGAGCUCUCUUCAUGCUUUUCAAAAUAUCAUACAUAGGUAUAAAUUCAAAUUUACAUACGGGGUCAUGGAAAUACUGGUACUUAAAAACAGUUUCAAGGACCAGAGAAAGUCAAGAAAACCUGAUUUAACCCUUAAAGGUCUGCUUCAUACUGUCAUAGAUUGUAUUUUGAAGGGGCACACUGCAAAAAAUCUUGUAAUUCUUUCUUGUAAUUGAAUUUUAUUUCCUUAAAACAAGUGAAAUAAUGUGCUAGUGCAGUGAGAAUAUGUCAACAGAUUUUUAGUAUGAAUCAACUUAUCUUAAAAUAUGUACGAAAUUGUAAUUAAAUCCUAAUGUGAGGUUUGAAUCUGUGCAGAUAUCACUUGUUAGCAUUUAUUUCAAGCAGAAAUAAUCUAAACCUCAGAGAACUGGACAGGCAGAAGGCUGCAAAAGGCAUAUAACUAAUUAGUAAUUAAUAGGACUCUGCUGGAUUUUUUUUUGUGUUUUUUCUGCAUUAGAUUUCAACCCUCUUGGGUGGUGUGUUUGUUAUACUAAUUGUACAAUUAGAAAGUAUGGAUUUUACUUACCAUUAAUAUGUAAUUUCCUUCUCUUUCCUUUCUGUUUGACGUGUUGUUUCAGUCAAACUGCAGAUCCAUUUGCAUUUAACCUCUUUCAUGAACAUGGGUCUCUGCUGCUGCUAAACGCUGCUUUAUGUUACUUAUAUUAGUUUUAUAUUUUGCUAACACUAACAAAGAGUACUGUGAGGUACACAAAGUUUUCUGGCUGCAAAAUUAGUAAUUUUGCAAUGUGCUAAAACCCCUGAAAACAAGUUAGCCAGAAAUAAAGUCUGCGCUAGACAGAAGCUAAUUAGCUUUACUUUUGUUCCAUGAAAUAUAAUUCAUCAAUACAAUCAGGUAGCAUAACAUCAGCUAAUAUUUGCAUGUUUUUUUAAUCCUUCAGUUACUGUUUGAAUUGAUUGCUGUUACUGUAACAAAAUGCUAAUUGUUUAGAAACAAGGACAAUAUUUUAGCUAGCGAUAUUGUUUGACGUGAUUAGCUAAAUAUAGCAUAUUGACAAACAAUACCGUUGAAUACAGGCUUAUCUGUGACAGACAAGAUGAAACAGUAGAAUAUAGCAAUAUCAAACUGAAUAUUGAUAGUUUUAUCUCAGUGUGUCCAGUAUGACACGUUUAGCCGGGAGCGUAUCUAUGUUCCCCGGCUCAAUAUCCUUAAUAUGACACAUUAAGGAGACCUUUCAAAGGGUUUUAUGUUCUCAGCAAUGUUUUUCCCUGGAUGAAAUGUCCAAUGUAUGUUUCCCUGGGUCAGUAUUCUGAAAUCACCCACCUACAGCUUAUAGCUUACUGACGUUAUACUCCUUGAAACCUACACCCUCACAUUUGUGGGCAAGACAGUUUUCUUGACUUUAGACAUUGAUAUCUCCACAGUGGCAGAAAAUAUUUUUUCCAUUCAAACUGCAUUUGAAACGUCUAUCUCCCUUCGUUCUUUUGCAAUUUGAACUUCAAAGAUAGUCCUUACUUAUAGCCCUUUGACAUAGGAGCCUGGGGACAUAGGGAUGAGCCCGUUUAGCCUAGCUUAGCACAAAAACUGGAAGUGGGGGGGAAACUGCUAGCCUAGCCUAGCCAAGCUCAAUCAAUUAUGAAAUAAUACAUGUUUGAAAUUAACACAACGAGAUAAGCUCUUUGUCUGGGUGAUUGAUGAUAAACAAGGAUUUCAAAAAUCCCCUCUGUGAAGGAAAUUAAGUUUUUGUUAUAAUGUGUAGAAUUGUUUUUUUUUUUGAAGACCAGAAACUGGCAGAUCGCCGGUGUGAAAAACGUAUGUUUUAAAUUAAGAAGUUUUAUGCUGUGUUCACAAUUCACAGUGAGUAAUUCAGUACACAGUGGUGGACACUAACUGUGUGAUGGCACAGAUGGUAUUUGGUGCUUUGAAGGUAACUAACUUGUUCAGUGUUUUUUCUAUUGCAUUGUGGGCAGGGGCGGAGGACUCGGGGGGGAUCAAAGAUACUAGAAUGAAUGGCUGUGGAUGGGGGAGGGGUCCACAGAGAAAGCCCAUGUACAGGGUCCAGACAACAAUAUACAACGAUACUAAUUACUGAAUUCCACUGUGAAAAGUGAGUGAUGUAGCAUAAGUCAUUAUUUUACUGUUUUAAAUCAGCAUGAUGAUGUUUUUAUAUAGCCUAGAUGAAAGGUUUUGAAGUGAUGAUGGCGUCUCCUGCAGGGAUUAAUGAUAAUCCCACGCCAGGUUAUGGUUGAAUGUCAUGUUUUGGAAUUUGUUUUUGCAUCAUUUCUUUCUUCAGGGGAAAAUCAUCACACGUCAGAGAAAGUAAAGUUGCUGCUGAUCGUGUUUUGACAGCUGAUGGGUUGGAAUUAAAGUUACUUCUGAUUGAA